AUGCAGUGGCACAGGGCGCUGCUGGAAGCCAUGGGCCGGUGGAUCCCCGCCGAGGAAUGGCACGGCGACCGGCGAUAUAAGUACAUGGUCGGCGGCGAGGCCUUCGACUGGCUCCUCUUGGCGGAGCGGCUUUGUGGCGAGGUCAGCGAGUUCAUCCCCCAGCGGGAACUCGAACAUCUCCUCUUUCAUGGAUUCUUCCCCGAGCCCAUGAUCGAUGAGGAGUUUCGCGACCUGCUCGGAGUCAGCAAAUACCGCGCCUACCUGAACUUCCACUACGGCGUCGUGCUGGAAGAAGCACUGCAACUGGCUGCCGAGGAAUAUGCCCGCAAGCGCCACCUCUCCCUGGGGUAUUCCGACAGCGAGGAACUGAUGGAGGAGGCAUUUCGCCACCUGUACACCCAGACUCGCACCGACCUGCUCGCCGAGUUUCGCGCUGAGGCUCGUCUGGGCAACCGACGGGGUAUGAACCUGUCAGACCUCAAGGAAUUCACUUACUGGCUCCACAAGCGCCGCGUCAACUACUGGGACCCCGCCCGCGUUGCCUACGACACUCGUCUCGCCAUUCUGCGCCUCGCAGCCCUCCGCGAAAGUGCCUACACCGCAACCUCGGCCGAAUAG
Messenger RNA from Geodia barretti, 618 nucleotides. The record is from the annotation of a GenBank genome assembly. Lineage: Eukaryota; Metazoa; Porifera; Demospongiae; Tetractinellida; Geodiidae.